Chaetomium fimeti is the source of this 4876-nucleotide messenger RNA. RefSeq names its product glycosyltransferase family 24 protein. Gene Ontology annotation, cellular component: endoplasmic reticulum. Bases 240 to 4745 code for a protein of 1501 amino acids. The transcript is spliced from 2 exons. The record is from RefSeq and is a predicted model, not a curated record. Gene Ontology annotation, molecular function: UDP-glucose:glycoprotein glucosyltransferase activity. Lineage: Eukaryota; Fungi; Ascomycota; Sordariomycetes; Sordariales; Chaetomiaceae.
UUUUCGGCAUUUACACUCUUAAGUUGCAGGUUUCGACGUUCGAUGGCGUAAAAGCAGCUUAAUCACAACACAUUUCCGACAACUGCCAACGUGGCAACAAAACUCCGGCGCAUCUCUUCUGAGGGAGGGAUUCACUCGGGGAACGGGGCUUUGUCUUUACGAAUUCCUCUACUCCUUGCAACGUACAACAAGCAAGACUCGAACUUUUGUGAUACUGCCCGUGGGCAGCUGCAGGCGCCAUGCUCCGACUCUCGCAGCUCCCAUGGGGCAUUGCGGUCCUCCUCGCUACAUCCUGGCUUCCCUCGACACACGUUUCUGCCUCGCCCUCGGUCAAUGUUGCGCUGAAAGCAGCAUUCCCUUCGCCUCCUUACCUUGUGGAGCUGCUGGAAACAGCAGCUUCCGAGAACGCGACUACCUACUUUGCCCUCCUCGACCGAAUUGCGAAAGGGCAUUUUGUCGAAGCCAAGACCGACAAGGCGUUAUAUGAAAAGUUCGUCCAAGUUCUGCGUGAUGAUGGGCAUGUGGAUGGGGAGGCACUGUCGACAUUCAAGUUGGCCCUCUCGAUGCGGACGGCAGCACCCCGAGUGGAGGCGCACUAUCAAUACUACACAACUGCGGUAGAACCGUCUCUGUCCGGAGACCAGGUUGGGUGUGGGCAAUGGUUCUUCGUGGACGGGAAGCAGUACUGCACACCUGCGCUUGACGAGGCACACAGCGAAGUACAGGAGAACAACCAGGGACGGCCCCUGCCAUUUGACCGCAAGUUUGGGACUGGCUCCCGCGAUGUCAUUCUCUACGCCGAUAUAACGGCGCCGGACUUUGGUACCUAUCAUGAAAUCGCCAUGAAAUUAGCCCAGAGUGGGGAGGGCGCGUACCGAGUCAGGUACAGGAGAAGCCCAGCCCACCCAACCGAGGCGCUCUCCGUCAAUGGCUACGGAGUGGAACUCACUCUUAAGCGGACGGACUACAUCGUCAUCGACGACCGAGACACUGGUGCCGCCAAGUCACCGGGGGGCGAGGCUCAGAAGCCUAUCGGGUCCUCCGAAGUCGUGCUCGACGAUGAGGAGGUCACAGAUAUCAAGCCGCUGGAGAAAUCCGAGCUUGCAUCCCUGGGCAUGAAGGCAGCGUCCUUCAUUAUGCAAAGCGAGUCGCCAUUCGAGACUCUGCUAAAGCUCACCCAAGACUUCCCCAAGUACUCGACUUCUCUCGGAGCCCAUAACGUCUCUGCUGAGUUCAAAGCCGAGCACGAGGAUAACCGGAAGGUCCUAGUCCCCGAGGGUAUGAACGUGUUGUGGAUGAACGGCAUUCAGCUGAUCGAACGCCAAAUCCAACCAUUCGGGCUCGUCGACUUGCUCACACGGGAGCGCAGGCUGAUCAAUGGUGUUCUUGACCUUGGCCUUACCGGACAGCAAGCCAUCUCCUUGUUGGGACACACAGAGGUGGCCCAGGCAAAAUCGGGGGGCGAGGAGCCGCGCCGUUUCGACUGGCGCGACGAGAUUGAAGAUGGCCGAGUUAUUGUUUGGCUGAACAACCUCGAGAAGGACAAGCGGUACCAGGAAUUCGCCCCCAGCAUCUGGGCCUUGAUUCAGCACUUUGGCCAAGGCUUGCCCCAAAUCCGGAAGGAUAUUUUCAACCUAAUCGUCCCUGUGGACUUCACCAAGCCCGAGGAUGUCAAGAUGGUCACGACGCAGCUCUUGUCCUUCAUGAAGCGGCUGGUUCCAAUCCGGUUUGGCUUGGUCCCACUUACUCCCACGGGAGAGGCCAUUGACCAGGCCAAGGUUGUCUACUACCUCUUGGAAACUCACGGCCUCUCAGCAGCAGCCUCCUAUCUCGAGAAGUCGCUCGAAAACCAGAAAACUGCUAAGCCUGACGAGAGUAUCUUCAACGAAGCCACCAAAGACCGGCCCCUACGGCCAGAGGCUUCCGUGCUGUCGUUCAAGGACAUUUUUACAUCUGAGGGCCACGAGAAGCAAAUCCAUCUGGCUAAGCACUGGGUGGAGCGUCUGCGUGCUGGUGGCGAGGUCCCUUCCGUCUUCAUGGACGGCUUCGCAAUUCCCCGGGACGAGAAUUGGCUUCGAGCCAUGAAUCAAAAGCUCAUGGGCGAUCUGCAAGCUCUUCAACAGGCCGCGUACUUUGGACAGGUCAAUGACGAUACCUGGAUCCCCGGCCGCUUCCUAGAGAACGCCAUCACGAGGCGCAACACGCUCAUCUUCCCCGAGGACGCGAAAGAUGUCAAAGUGCUCAAUGUGAACAAACUGUACACCGAUCACCACAUUGUAUUCAACAAGGUGCCAGUCGUUGAGGCCAAUGAACAAUCGACCAAGGAAGAUUGGGCCGCCCUGACGGUCAUUGCGGACCUGGACAGCCUUGAGGGUCAAAAGCUGCUCUUAUUUGCGCUUCAGUUCCGUAGCGAACUCUCUGGCAUCCGCCUCGACAUUGUGCAUAACCCGAAGGACACCGCUCGCUCUCCCUCGCAGCUCACCCAACGCAUCAAGGCCCGUGAGGCCGAUUUGGCGUCAGCUACCCAGCUUCUUGACCUUGAGACAAUUCUCGAGAGUGGCAAGGCAGAGGCUGAUCCCGCCUACGAUGCUGCGCUAACUAGCUUUCUGGCCGAUGUCAGUCUCAAGGAGGGCGACAACGCGCUAAUACUGAACGGUCGUGUGGCUAGCCCCAUCGUGUCGGCUGAAGACUUCAAGAAGGAGGAUUUCGAACAGUUUCUUGAAGCCGAACGCGCCAGCCGGAUCCUACCAGUCUACAAGGCCGUCGAGGACCUGGGGCUCGGAGACAGGAUCUCGGGCCCAUUGGAUGCUGCUAAGCUGACUUCUGUCACUGCCCUCUCUGGCAUCUCAGAUCUCCCGCAGGGCAUUUUUGACUCGGCGUCCUCGGCCAGGACGGCUGCUUUCAAUGAAUUGAAGUCGGCUCAUACCUCGUUCCAGGUCGGCGAUGCCUCCACGGCAACCAUCUUUUUCGUCGCUGUCAUCAACCCCGCCAGCGAGGUGGGCCAGAAGUGGGCUGCCGUGCUGAAGGUGCUCUCAGAACUUGAGGGUGUCCAUCUCCAAGUCUUCCUCAACCCUGCUGACGAGCUCGGAGAGCUUCCCAUCAAGCGAUUUUACCGGUACGUUCUCGAGUCAUCGCCCAGUUUUGACGACAGCGGGAAGGUCAAGGCACUGUCGGCCAACUUUGCGGGGGUCCCCCAAGACACACUCCUGGUCGCGGGCAUGGACGUGCCGCCCGCCUGGCUCGUUACGUCCAAGGUCUCGGUCGAUGACCUGGACAACCUCCGCAUCAAGGACAUCAAGGCCAAAAGGGGCACAGAGCACAUCGAGGCGGUUUACCAGCUGGAGAACAUCCUGAUUGAAGGGCACUCGCGCGAGAUGCCGGCAGGCCAGCCUCCUCGGGGCGUGCAGCUCGUCCUAGGUACUGAGAAGGACUCGCACUUUGCCGACACCAUCAUCAUGGCCAACCUCGGUUUCUUCCAGUUCAAGGCCAACCCGGGUGUUUACAGCCUCCGGCUGAAGGAAGGCCGGAGCUCCGACAUCUUCACCAUGGAAAGCCUCGGCGCCGAGGGUUGGACGCCUGUUCCCGGCGACGACUCGGCCGAAAUCGCACUCAUGAACUUCCAGGGCACAACACUCUACCCCCGCCUGAAGCGCAAGCCCGGCAUGAUGGAGGAAGACGUGCUCGAAGAAACCAACCCCGACGGGGCCGCCGGCACCGGCAACGCCGCCAUGGAGUUUGUUUCCAAAGGCCUCAAGUUCGCUGAAGGCCUCCUCGGCCGUGCCAAGCCCGCCGAGGAAACCAAGUCGCUCUCCGCCACGCAACACGCCGAGAUCAACAUCUUCUCGGUCGCCAGCGGCCACCUCUACGAGCGCAUGCUCAACAUCAUGAUGGUCUCGGUCAUGCGGCACACCAACCACACGGUCAAGUUCUGGUUCAUCGAGCAGUUCCUGUCCCCCUCCUUCAAGGACUUCAUCCCGCACCUCGCCGCCGAAUACAACUUCUCGUACGAGAUGGUAACGUACAAGUGGCCGCACUGGCUGCGCCAGCAGAAAGAGAAGCAGCGCGAGAUCUGGGGGUACAAGAUCCUCUUCCUGGACGUGCUGUUCCCGCUGUCGCUGGACAAGGUGAUCUUUGUGGACGCGGACCAGGUGGUGCGGGCGGACAUGCGCGAGCUGGCGACGCUGGACCUCGAGGGGGCGCCGUACGGCUUCGCGCCCAUGUGCGACUCGCGCACCGAGAUGGAGGGCUUCCGGUUCUGGAAGACGGGCUACUGGGCCAACUACCUCAAGGGCCACCCCUACCACAUCAGCGCCCUCUACGCCGUCGACCUGCGCCGCUUCCGCGAGCUCGCCGCCGGCGACCGCCUGCGCCAGCAGUACCACGCCCUCUCGGCCGACCCCAACUCGCUCGCCAACCUCGACCAGGACCUGCCCAACCACAUGCAGUUCCAGAUCCCCAUCCACAGCCUGCCGCAGGAGUGGCUGUGGUGCGAGACGUGGUGCAGCGACGAGACCCUCAAGGAGGCCCGCACCAUCGACCUGUGCAACAACCCGCAGACCAAGGAGCCCAAGCUGGACCGGGCGCGGCGGCAGGUGCCGGAGUGGACCGAGUACGACGAGGAGAUCGCCGCGCUGGCGAGGCGGCGCAAGGAGGAGCAGGAGGCCGAGGUGGAGAGGAAUCCCAAGAGCAGACGGUUCGAGGAAGAGAUUGUGACCGGGACGGCGAGUGGAAAGGACGAGUUGUAAAUCGUAACAGGAUGGUCGAUCAUUGGGUAGGUAGCAAUGAGUAGAGAGAGCUUCCUGAGCAAACAAGGUGCAAGUCUCAAUUUCGCAAAACUCGCUUGCUGUGAUCAUCUUGUCAUCUAUCAUUUUUGGCU